Osmia lignaria (orchard mason bee) is the source of this 2983-nucleotide messenger RNA. Its product is annotated as spliceosome associated factor 3, U4/U6 recycling protein. Gene Ontology annotation, cellular component: nucleus. The record is from RefSeq and is a predicted model, not a curated record. Gene Ontology annotation, molecular function: protein binding; RNA binding. NCBI's taxonomy places the organism in Eukaryota, Metazoa, Arthropoda, Insecta, Hymenoptera, Megachilidae. Gene Ontology annotation, biological process: RNA processing.
AGUUCACGUUCGACAACGACAGGCAACGAACAUUAAUGGUUAUCGUUCGAAAAUGUCUACAUUUUUCUUUAAAAGAACUGUGCAUCAUAGCAUUAUUAUUAGAUAAAGAGGAAGAGGAAAAGAAAAGAAAACGACGUUUUGAGGCUCAUAAAAUGUUAAAGAAAAGAAAGAUUUGUGGAGAAUAUUCGAAUUCUUAUCCUAUUGAUGGAAUAAAAAAUGAAUCACCAUACAGUUCAUUUCGAAUUAAAAUGGAAGAGAUGGAUACAGGAAGUGAUAAAAGUAACGAUAAUAGUUUGCACGAAAAUUCAACAAACAAUAAAGAUGAAGAAUCAGAAUUGAUUAAAAAUGAAAAUGAAGAAAGUGGAGACGAUGAGCCGAUAGAUGAUGAAGGUGAAGAAGACGAGGAAGAAGAGGAGGAAGAUGCCGACGAAGCAGAGGUCAAAAUUAUAGAAACCACUCUUGUACAGAAUCCAUAUGAUUAUGCUAGUCACGUAGCUCUCAUUACCAAAUUGCAAAGAAUGGGUGAAUUAGAACGAUUGCGUGCUGCUAGAGAAAAUAUGAGUUCCAAGUAUCCUUUGAGUCCUGAACUCUGGCUCUCAUGGAUGCGCGAUGAAAUUAAAUUAGCUACCACAUCAGAACAAAAAGCCGAAGUAGUGAAGUUAUGUGAACGAGCUGUCAAAGAUUAUCUGUCUGUAGAAGUAUGGUUAGAAUAUCUACAAUUUAGUAUUGGUAAUAUGGGCACUGAGAAAGAUGCAGCAAAACAGGUCCGGCAAUUAUUUGAAAGAGCAUUAACAGAUGUCGGAUUGCAUACUAUUAAAGGUGCAAUAAUAUGGGAAGCAUUCAGAGAGUUUGAAGCUGUUUUGUAUGCAUUAAUUGAUCCUUCAAACCAAGCUGAAAGGAAAGAGCAAUUAGAACGUAUUGGAAACUUAUUCAAAAGACAAUUAGCUUGUCCUCUGUUAGAUAUGGAGAAAACGUAUGAAGAGUAUGAAGCAUGGUGUCGUGGAGAUGGCGCAGAUGCUGUUAUUGAUGAUAAAAUUGUUGCUGGAGGAUAUGAAAGGGCACUUGCAAAACUUAAUAGUCGUUUACCCUUUGAAGAAAAGAUUGUUUCCUCGCAAGCUGAAAAUGAACUUUUGGAUUCGUACAAAGCAUAUUUACUGUAUGAAAAACAAAAUGGAGAUCCAGGGCGAGUAACUGUUUUGUAUGAAAGAGCAAUCAGUGAUCUUAGCUUGGAAAUGUCACUUUGGUUUGAUUAUCUUACAUAUUUAGAAGAAAGUAUCAAAAUGGAAUCUGUCUUAGAUCAGAUAUAUCAGAGAGCUUCCAGAAAUGUCCCAUGGUGUGUAAAAGUAUGGCAGAAAUGGAUGAGGUCGUAUGAGAAAUGGGGGAAACCAACAUUGGACAUUCAAGCAUUGUUAGAGAAUGGUUUAGCGGCUGGGUUUUCUACCGCAGAAGAUUACCGAAAUUUGUGGAUGACGUAUUUAGAAUAUUUACGGCGCAAAAUUGACCGAGAUUCCAGCGAAGAAGAAAAGCAAAUAGAAAUAUUGCAUAACACUUUCAACAGAGCUUGCGAACACUUGGCAAAAUAUUUUGGCUUAGAAGGAGAUCCCAAUUGCGUUAUAUUACAAUAUUGGGCAAGAACCGAAGCUGUACAUGCUAAUAAUAUGGAAAAAGCUAGAUCACUGUGGGCAGAUAUAUUAUCCCAAGGACAUUCCUCAAUAGCAUCUUACUGGUUAGAAUAUAUUUCAUUAGAAAGAUGUUACGGUGAUACAAAGCAUUUAAGAAAAUUGUAUCAAAAAGCUUUAACUUCAGUAAAAGACUGGCCAGAAAGUAUAGCAAACGCUUGGUUAGACUUUGAACGAGACGAAGGUACGCUGGAACAGAUGGAAUUUUGCGAAGCACGGACAAAGGAAAAAUUAGAUAAAGUAGCCGAGGAAAGGCAGAAAAACCAACAAACUUCGAAUCAUGAAUCAUCCCCAUUGCAGAACAAAAAAGCUCACAAGAGAAAAACAGAGGAUAGCGGUAAAUGGAAAAAUUUAAAUACUUCCCCAGCAAAAAUUACAAAAGUUGAAACCCAAGUGAAACCAAAAGCAAAAGAAGCUAAACUGAAUCUAGAAACGAAACUUGACAGUGAUGGCAAAGAACAGCAAUCUAAAGUUGCUCCACCACCUGGUUUCAAGGCACCAGAGAGUGACAAAAUGGACGUAGAUAAUGUACAUGAGGUUGAUGAUAAAAUCACAGUGUUCAUAAGUAAUUUAGACUAUACUGCAACGGAGGAAGAAGUUAGGAAUGCUUUACAAGCGGCUGGACCGAUUACGUUGUUUAAAAUGAUACGAGAUUACAAAGGUCGCAGUAAAGGAUUCUGUUACGUACAGCUGAGCAGUGCGGAAGCAGUGGAGAAAGCUUUGCAGUUGGACAGAACACCUAUAAGGGGACGACCAAUGUUUGUUUCGCGAUGCGAUCCAAACAGAAUACGAGGAUCAGGAUUCAAAUACAGUUGUUCUCUCGAGAAAAAUAAACUUUUCGUUAAAGGAUUGCCAGUAACAACAACAAAGGAAGAACUAGAAGAAAUCUUCAAAGUUCAUGGAAUAUUGAAAGAGGUUCGUAUAGUUACUUACCGUAAUGGUCAUUCGAAAGGAUUGGCUUACGUUGAAUAUCAAGACGAAAACAGCGCCGCAAAGGCUCUCCUGGCAACCGAUGGAAUGAAAAUCGACGACAAAGUUAUUAGUGUGGCUAUAAGUCAACCACCUGAACGCAAGAAAACUCAAGGGAUCGAAGAAACAUCUUUGGUUAAGUCUUUAGGUGGUAGUACAGUAAGCAGAACUACGUUUGGUAUGCCUAGAACCUUAUUGUCUAUGGUACCACGUACUGUUAAAGCCGCUACUUCAAACGGUAGUGCAAGUGUGACUGGAAACAGUGUUCCUCAAAAGAUGAGUAAUCAAGAUUUUAGGAAUAUGUUAUUAAAUAAAAAAUAACUGACUACAAGGUA